AUGGCAUUGAUUAACUCAGCUGCCGAGAACAACAUCACCUUUGUGCGACCUGCAUAUUUUAUAAUAAGUGGUUUUAUUGGCAUACCUAAUAUUAGAUAUUAUUUUGUCUUUCUGUGUUUUAUUUACAUUCUUUCAGUGGUGGGAAACACAUUAGUGAUGAUUGUAAUAACAUUGGAUCACAUGUUGAGAAGUCCUAAAUAUAUUGCUGUUUUUAACCUUACAUUUACGGACCUGUUAAGUAGCUCUGCUUUGGUUCCAAAGGUUGUUGACAUUUUUCUGUUUAACCAUUAUUAUAUUUCCUACAAUGACUGCUUGACUUUUAUGUUUUUCAGCUUUACUUUAUAUGCGAUGCAGGCUUUUAAUCUGGUUGUAUUGUCCUUUGACAGAGUCAUGGCUAUCAUGUACCCUCUGCACUAUCAAAUGAGAGUGAGCCACAAGCUCAUUUUGUCUUUGAUUGCUUUUUUCUGGCUUCUUGCCAUAACUCUUACACUCAUUGCAGUUGGCCUUCUCACCAGACUUUCCUUCUGUCAGUCUGUGAUUAUUCAGAGCUACUAUUGUGAUAAUGGUCCUAUGUAUCGUCUUGGCUGCAAUGAUGCUACCCCUAAUUAUAUAUUUGCUGCUUUGGCAAUAGUUCUUGUUCUUGGGUUUCCACUGGCAUUUAUCGUGGGAAGCUACUGCUGUAUCGGUUAUUCUUUGUCAAAAAUUUCUACAUUUAGGGAAAGAGUGAAAGCUUUUAAAACCUGCACAGGUCACCUUUCAUUAGUGGCAAUUUAUUUCCUUUCUGUUAUAUUUGUGUAUGCUUUUGGGCGUGUAAUACAUCCAAAUGCAAGGAUCAUAAACCUUUCUAUUGCCACUGUAUUGCCUCCCAUGUUAAACCCAAUAAUCUAUGUUCUUCAGACAGAGGAGAUCAAAGAAUCAUUGAGAAGAUUGUUGAAAGCUAGAGUGCAGGCUAAAUUGGAAGUGUUUAGAUUUAAACCUUUGUAGUUCCCGAUUUCUAUUCUUUCAUUCAAUUUUAUUUCUUUUUAAGUUUACUAUGUAGGUGAAGUAUUUCAUACACAGUAUUGCAGCCUUUUAUGCAGCCAAAACAUCAAGAUUUCAUUUGGAACAAUAAACAAUAUAACUACUUUAUUCACCGAAAAGCAAAAUGAUCUAAAACGUUACUGUCAGAAUAAAAAUUGACAAAAGACAGCCACAGCCAAGAACCGUAAUAAAGGACAUUUAUUCUUGCAAGGGAGCAAAAGCAUCAAAUACAAGGUUUCAUAUUAGAUUUUGUCAAUUCCACCCUCCUUUGCCUUAAAACUGUCACAAAAUAAAUUUUUCUUUCUACAGGCAUCUCACGGGUACAGUUAUGAGUGUGUGUGCUGUAGUAAAUAGAUAUUGAGUAGAUAAUUGAGUAGUAUAAUAUGAUCACAUUUUUUUGCAACUUGGGUGUACUUCCAGGCACCGAGUUUAUCUCUGACUAUAAUGCAGCUCUCGCUAAUUAGAACAUUGUAUAACAUAUUUUUUACCCAUCAGUUAAGCACGAAAAUCUAAAAUGUCACAACAAAAUAAAAUAAUAAAAAAUGUAAAUAAAAUAAAAUAAAAUAAAAAAUUUAAUAACAUAGAGUAGCAGCAGUCUCGUCAUUCCUCAUUUGUAUUA
Molecule: messenger RNA, 1639 nt
Organism: Oreochromis aureus
Lineage: Eukaryota; Metazoa; Chordata; Actinopteri; Cichliformes; Cichlidae
Product: olfactory receptor 1500-like
Exons: 1
Coding region: 1-984 (327 amino acids)
Biological process (GO): G protein-coupled receptor signaling pathway
Cellular component (GO): membrane
Molecular function (GO): G protein-coupled receptor activity; olfactory receptor activity
Source: RefSeq, a predicted model, not a curated record